ACUCUCCUCGUAUAAAUAUCUAUCAUCCGCGUAACCGUCCGAUUCCUGUCAUCUCCCAGCGAGUGCGCUCUUUCUCGCUCUCUAACCCUAGGCCUCUCUCUAGCACCUUUCUACAAGGACAACGAUGGCUGAGCGCGGUGGAGGUGACCGUGGUGGAUUCGGCCGAGGCUUCGGUGGUGGUCGCUCGAGGGGAGACCGCGGCCGCGGAGGCCGGCGCAGGCCACGCCGUGACGAGGAGGAGAAAUGGGUGCCGGUGACGAAGCUGGGGCGUCUUGUGAAGGCCGAUAAGAUAAAGUCGUUGGAACAGAUCUACCUGCACUCGCUGCCCAUCAAGGAGCAUCAAAUUGUCGACCAGCUCUGCCCUGGCCUCAAGGACGAGGUCAUGAAGAUCAUGCCAGUGCAGAAGCAGACACGGGCCGGUCAGCGCACCCGAUUCAAGGCAUUCGUCGUCGUCGGCGACAACAACGGCCACGUCGGGCUCGGCGUGAAAUGCAGUAAAGAAGUGGCAACCGCCAUUCGUGGCGCCAUUAUACUGGCCAAGCUCUCUGUGAUCCCCGUAAGGAGGGGUUACUGGGGGAACAAGAUCGGCAAGCCCCAUACUGUGCCGUGUAAGGUCACUGGUAAGUGCGGCUCCGUCACGGUCCGCAUGGUGCCUGCGCCACGUGGAGCUGGAAUUGUGGCCGCCAGGGUUCCCAAGAAGGUCCUCCAGUUUGCUGGGAUCGAUGACGUGUUUACCUCAUCCAGAGGCUCCACUAAGACUCUUGGAAACUUCGUGAAGGCAACUUUUGAGUGUCUGCUGAAGACUUACGGGUUUCUUACACCAGACUUUUGGAGGGAAACUCGCUUUACAAAGUCUCCGUUCCAAGAUCAUACAGACCUGUUGGCAAAACCAGUUGGUAAGUUAAUUUUGGAGGAGCCUGAGAGGCUUGAUGCUUGAGCUAGAUGUUUUCUAUUUCUUUCGAGGGAUAGUUUGAUUCCUUUUGGGUAUUUGACUGUUUAAUUAAGUUUUGGUUAGGAUGUCUUUAUGCCUACUUUAGCUUUAUGUUUUAUUUUGUAUGGAUACUUGUGUCUUUAUAUAAUGUCCUUGUCAUUUUGAUUAUC
This is a messenger RNA of Corylus avellana, 1101 nucleotides long. RefSeq lists its product as uncharacterized. Gene Ontology annotation, biological process: translation. Gene Ontology annotation, cellular component: cytosolic small ribosomal subunit; ribosome. The record is from RefSeq and is a predicted model, not a curated record. Gene Ontology annotation, molecular function: structural constituent of ribosome; RNA binding. NCBI's taxonomy places the organism in Eukaryota, Viridiplantae, Streptophyta, Magnoliopsida, Fagales, Betulaceae.